Fusarium falciforme is the source of this 327-nucleotide messenger RNA. RefSeq lists its product as hypothetical. The coding region runs from base 1 to 327 and encodes 108 amino acids. The record is from RefSeq and is a predicted model, not a curated record. The transcript is spliced from 2 exons. NCBI's taxonomy places the organism in Eukaryota, Fungi, Ascomycota, Sordariomycetes, Hypocreales, Nectriaceae.
AUGUCUAUGCACCGAGCAUCCCUCAGCGUGGUCCGCACCUGCAUCCGGCCCGGCCUCGGAACGGCCCCACUUCGCCGAUUCCAGGUCCGGCAGCAAUCCACCGUUAGCAGCGACGGCGACAUCGGUGGCCUUGGAGGCCAGCAGGCGCCACCACCCGGCCGCGGUGGCCGGGACUUUAUCAAGCAGAACUGGGUUCGUCUCGGAGGUGCCGCUCUAAUCAUUGCGAUCGGCUUGUCGUACAUGUCCUCUCCACCAAAGAAGACCGAGUCUAGAGAUGUCAAGGCUGCCAAUUCCACCGAGAUUGGCAUGCAGCCGCCAGCCAAAUAA